CAUUGCUCUGACUCUGCAUUUUCCGUGGGAUUCUAGAUGAAGAAAAGGCCUUCCAUAGAUUUUAUGGAAAGAAUUCAGAAGGAUAUAAAUGCCAGCAUGCGCGCAAUACUCAUUGAUUGGCUUGUGGAGGUGGCUGAAGAGUAUAGGCUUGUACCUGAUACAUUGUUUUUGACUGUGAACUACAUAGAUCGGUAUCUAUCAGGAAAUGUGAUGAACAGGCAAAAACUGCAGCUGCUUGGUGUUGCUUGCAUGAUGAUUGCUGCAAAAUAUGAGGAAAUUUGUGCACCCCAGGUGGAAGAGUUUUGCUACAUCACAGAUAACACCUAUUUUAGGGAGGAGGUUCUGGAAAUGGAAUCAGCUGUUUUGAAUUACUUGAAGUUCGAAAUGACAGCCCCCACAGCAAAAUGUUUUCUUAGACGAUUUGUUCGUGCUGCUCAAGGAAUUUAUGAGGUUCCAUCGAUGCAGUUGGAGUGCUUGGCCAACUACAUCACUGAAUUAUCUCUCCUAGAGUACAGUAUGCUUGGCUAUGCUCCAUCACUCAUUGCUGCCUCUGCAAUUUUCUUGGCUAAAUAUAUACUUCUUCCUUCGAGAAGACCAUGGAAUUCUACUUUGCAGCAUUACACUCUUUACCAGCCUUCAGAUUUGUGUGAAUGUGCGAAGGAUCUCCACCGCCUGUGCUGUAACAACCAUAAUUCUACCUUACCUGCAAUCCGGGAGAAAUACAGCCAACAUAAGUACAAAUUCGUAGCAAAGAAAUACUGCCCUCCUCCUUCAAUACCUCAAGAAUUCUUCCACAACCAAAGCUGCUAAAACAGUUGCAUUACUCUUCCAAUGCUCCGCUGGAAACUUCAAGUGAAAAUCAAUGUUAGUAGCUCUUCUGGUUUCAAGCAAUGGAAUACAUUUGCUCUUUCCUCAUUGUAUCAUUUUUUUCCCUUUUCACCUCCUCUUGAUCUUGUAACAUGCCAGUAGUUUUUCGCUUAUUGGUUUAGGUUCUGCUGAGUUUGCUCUCUUCAGCAAAAAUUUUAGUGCUGAUAAUCUUGUUUGCUAUCCUAGCAUGGCUAUUAGUCCGAUUGUAUCAAGCUGCACCCACUACUGAUAUUUAAUCAAGAAUGGGUACAACACAUACACACUUAGAAAAAGCCUGCACUUCUGCCUAAGGAUUUGCCAUAAUGGCAAUAUAGACAAGGUGGGGACUUGUGUGUGGGUAAAACUUGCAAGAAACAUAUAAAAUCAUUCUAUAUACAUAUAUUUACAA
This is a messenger RNA of Hevea brasiliensis (rubber tree), 1255 nucleotides long. RefSeq names its product cyclin-A1-1. The transcript has 8 exons. The record is from RefSeq and is a predicted model, not a curated record. Gene Ontology annotation, molecular function: cyclin-dependent protein serine/threonine kinase regulator activity. The coding region runs from base 37 to 810 and encodes 257 amino acids. Gene Ontology annotation, cellular component: cytoplasm; cyclin-dependent protein kinase holoenzyme complex; nucleus. Gene Ontology annotation, biological process: mitotic cell cycle phase transition; regulation of cyclin-dependent protein serine/threonine kinase activity. Lineage: Eukaryota; Viridiplantae; Streptophyta; Magnoliopsida; Malpighiales; Euphorbiaceae.